AGCAAAGGUGCUGAAAAACUAACAAAGAGAGUUAACAACGACGACACUGAAACCCUGACAAUAAGAAUUAGUAAAAAAGGCCUAUUCCGUUUCAACUACGCAUUAAAAACGUCGACGCUAGAAGCUCAACAAAAAGGGUCUGUGAGA
Molecule: messenger RNA, 147 nt
Organism: Racocetra persica
Lineage: Eukaryota; Fungi; Glomeromycota; Glomeromycetes; Diversisporales; Gigasporaceae
Source: the annotation of a GenBank genome assembly